Wallemia mellicola CBS 633.66 is the source of this 877-nucleotide messenger RNA. RefSeq lists its product as hypothetical. Gene Ontology annotation, cellular component: mitochondrial inner membrane. Gene Ontology annotation, biological process: mitochondrial respiratory chain complex IV assembly. Bases 27 to 746 code for a protein of 239 amino acids. NCBI's taxonomy places the organism in Eukaryota, Fungi, Basidiomycota, Wallemiomycetes, Wallemiales, Wallemiaceae. The record is from RefSeq and is a predicted model, not a curated record. The transcript has 2 exons.
CAAAAGGCUAUCCAUAACAAUCAAGUAUGAAAUUAAUUUCACAGGAGCAAAUGGAGGCUAGUGGUAGAGCCACAGCUCUUGGCGGUUUGAAGGGUGCUUUACUUGGUUCUUCUCUCACAGCCGCUGGUUUAUAUUUCGCUGGUAGACGCUACCCAGCUGUAGCUGCCCAACCACCAGUACAGAAGGGUUGGUUGUUGCUUGUCGGCACACUUCUUUUCGGUGCGACAAAUGCAGAAUUCGCGUACGAAAACCACAUGCGUGAACAAUGGAAGAACGAGGACGUACAAUCCGUUGAAUUGUUAGAAAAACAUAAACAAGAGAGAGCAGAUCGUGAGUCAUCUUUAUCAACGGCCGAGAAGGCACUUCUUUUGGCAAAGGAGAAUAGAUUCAAGUUUGUAGUCGGAUCAUGGUUUUUAUCUAUGGCUGGUUCAGGUGCUUACAUUUGGGCACGUAAUCCUAUGCAAUCCUUCUCACAAAAACUCGUUCAAGCUAGAAUGGCUGCACAAAUUUCAACAUUAGGUGUUUUAGUAGCUACAGCAGGUUUAUCACAAAUUAGAAUCAGAGGUGAAGAAGACAGAUUGAGAGCUAAUAAAGCAUCAAAUGGUGACGAUGAUUGGAGAUACAUCGUCGCAGAAGAAGAACAAAGAGAGAAGCAGGAACAAGAGCAAAAGAACAAACAGAAAUCAACUGAUAAACCUGCUGAUAAACCUUCCGAUAAGUCAGAGACUCAAAAGAAGAGUGAUUAAGUAGCUGAAAAUUUUCGAUCCAUUCAGACAUAGAAUUGAAAAUUACAAUGAUAAAAGGGAUAUAAUUUUAAUAAUUUAUAAAAAUUUAAUGUAUCAAUUACGUAAUAAAUGACAAAAUCACCUCUCUACUA